Molecule: messenger RNA, 1179 nt
Organism: Photinus pyralis (common eastern firefly)
Lineage: Eukaryota; Metazoa; Arthropoda; Insecta; Coleoptera; Lampyridae
Product: neurogenic differentiation factor 6-A-like
Exons: 1
Coding region: 413-907 (164 amino acids)
Molecular function (GO): protein dimerization activity
Source: RefSeq, a predicted model, not a curated record
GUGAACGCGUUCGAUUUUUUUGACGCGCGCGAUACACGCGGAGAAAAUUUGAGAGACGCUCGCGCCGUCCUCAUUCGCGAGGAAGAAGAAAGUCGACAACUCGUUUCGUAAAAUGAAAAAUCGCCGCGCGAGUGACGGUAAAUAUAUAAAUAAAACCGAAGAGGAUGCGUAUGAAUUAUUAUUAUCAUAGAAAAUAAAGCCUGCUUUGAACUCGUUUUAUAUGUAGGUUUAUGACCGAAUAAUACUCAAUUAAUGACUAAAUAAGGUUUUCAAACAAGUUGUCGCAAUUUAUGUACGUAUUCGGAGGAAAAUCGCUCGGCGCGAGCCAAAUUUCCUGAUUGCUCCCGGGGCGGCGAUUAUGAAGAAGUGGACGGCGAGGCCGUAACGAGAGACGGGUCGCGUGUGACAAAAAAUGCCGACUCGUUACACAUUUCUCAAACAGAUCGAUUACUUACCUAUGCCGAACGAGGGUUCAUCCGACUCCUGCAGCUCACCAAGUCCGGACUACACCCUCACGACCCUCCAGCCGGGAACGUCGCAGACCUACGCGAACGCGGAGUGGGUCCACUACGGCGAAAACAACAACCUAUACGCCUACCCUCAUCAUCAGCCGCCACCCCCAGGCAACAUGAACUACGGCCAGGACUGCUACAAGUCCGCCUACGACAACCGCUACAAACGGGACAAGGGCGGCGUCCCCCAGGCCGGCAUGGACGUCAUGAAGAAGCGACGGCUCGCGGCGAACGCGCGCGAGCGACGCCGCAUGAACAGCCUAAACGACGCGUUCGAUCGGCUCAGGGACGUCGUCCCGUCGCUCGGCAACGAUCGAAAGCUCUCCAAAUUCGAAACCCUCCAAAUGGCACAAACUUACAUCUCCGCCCUACGCGAACUCCUCCAAAGGGACUAGCUCAGCCCCGCGCUCCAAGUGUACCUUCCCUAGUUGAAUAAGUGCAAUAAUGUCGUGCAAUAUUUUUUUUUUUGUAAAAAGAAGUGAUAUUUAGUUAGUGAUAUUGGCUUUGUUUUACGUGGUAAAGGAUACAGUAUUAAGAGGUUCAUCCUUCGUGCAAUAUUUAAACAUAAUUAUUUAUUUUGUUCCUAAUGUUGAACACUUCCAGUAUCUCUCUUUAGGAUUAGAAAAUGUUCCUUUUUGUGCAUUUUUAAAUAUUUUUUAUACCAAAU